CCAACCUAAACCAAAAGCAAGAAAAAUAAAUAAACUCAGACACGAAUAGCGCGGGGGAAAUCAAAUCGAAUGCAAAUGGCGAAGAAAUGUCUGAAGAAUGUUGGAGGCGCAGAGCGUUCAGCGUAUUUUGCACGGAGAGAGGCCGCCAACGUACUGCGGUGCGUUCUCAAGGGCGAUGCCCAGCGCAGGGCGUCUGCCUCCAUCCAAUCCCUCGUCUACCGCCCCUCCGUUCGCAACAAGAAGGCUACCUUUGCUCUCGUCUGUCAAACUCUAAAAUAUCUUCCAAUUUUGAAGAUGGUUUUAGCAGAUAUCAAUCUUGCGAGCUGCAAGUGGAAGGCGCAAGCUGAACUGAUAUAUAUAAUUACAUAUGAUAUUCUUUUUGGACAGAAUGUGGUUUCAAUAGGGGAUGCUGAAAGCUUUGUGGGGUCUCGGAAGAAUUCAUUGCAAACAGCAUUAGCUCGUAUAUGCAUGAAAGAAAAUGUUAAAUUUCCUGAAGAUUUGUUGCCAAAAGAUAAUCAAGGGAUUGGUCUUUCCAAACCUCGAUAUGUUCGUGUCAAUACUCUGAAAGGGGACAUGGAAUCUGCUCUGCAGAUUCUACAAAAGACAACUCAGGUGAAACGAGAUGAUUUAAUUUCAGACUUAUUGGUUCUUCCAGCGGGGACAGAUUUGCAUGAUCAUCCUCUUGUAUUGAAUGGAAAUUUAUUUUUACAAGGAAAGGCUAGCUGCAUGUCUGCAGUUGCUCUCAGCCCACAUCCUGAAUGGGAGGUCCUUGAUGCUUGUGCUGCACCAGGGAAUAAGACUAUCCAAUUGGCUGGACUUAUGAAAGGAAGGGGAAAGGUUUUUGCAUGUGAGCUGAAUGAUCAAAGAUUAAAGAGGUUGAGAGAAACAGUGAAACUUUCAGGAGCUUCCAAUGUGGAGAUCGUCCAUACUGACUUUUUGAAGCUGAGGCCAGAUGCAGCAAAGUUUUCAAAGGUUCAAGCCAUUCUUUUAGAUCCAUCUUGUUCUGGGUCAGGAACAACUUUGCAGCGUUUGGAUCAUCUACUUCCUUCACAUGUUGCAGGUCAUGGCAAGGACACUACAGAAUUGAAGAGAUUAAAUAAUCUUGCAACUUUUCAAAGGAAGGCACUUUUACAUGCUCUCUCCUUUCCAUCUGUUGAAAGAGUUGUAUAUAGUACGUGCUCCAUUCAUCAAAUAGAGAAUGAGGAUGUUAUUAGUUCUGUUAUUCCUCAGGCUCGUGCUUACAAUUUUGAGUUGGAAACACCAUUUCCUGAAUGGGCACACCGAGGUCUCCCAGUUUUUGAAGAAGCUAAGCACCUCCUGAGAACAGAGGGAGCUGGGGAUAUGGAGGGUUUCUUUAUUGCAUUAUUUGUACGACAAUGUGUAAAGCUUGAGCACCUGGAUAGUUCUGGAGAUCUGAUUGAAACACGUACUUCACAUUCCAAACUGGUGUCAAGUCGAAACCAUAAUGCUCUUAUGACAAAAGAAAAGCCUGCAAAAACUCACGUAGAGGAAGAUUCUAUCUUGUCUUUGCCCAAAUUUAAUGUUUCACACCUCAAACAGAAUCUUCCAUCUCGAAAAUUAUUUUUAAAAGCAGCAAGAAACAUGCACAAGAAAUCAAUUCUAAAUGGUCUCUUGAGGAAGGGGUUUGGUACCCCCAAAAUGAUGCAUUUAUUGUACAUGACAAAUUAUAAUAAAAAGAAAAAAGAGAAAAGGAAGAUGCAAAAGAAGGGAAAUCUUUCCCCAUGAAUUUUUAGAAAAUGGAGUGGGGUGGGAUAAACAAAAGAUAGAAUUCACGUUUUCAUUUUUCUGCUUGCCAAGUUUACAAACAACUACAAAUCAAUAGUCUUUGGUUUCGAUGCCAAUUUAGUAAUCUAUAUUAUCAUAUCUUCAGUUGAACCUUAUAUUAUGAAAGUUGCAUAAAUUUGGGGUCUUUUUAUGAUUUCA
This is a messenger RNA of Cryptomeria japonica (Japanese cedar), 1944 nucleotides long. Its product is annotated as 25S rRNA (cytosine-C(5))-methyltransferase NSUN5. Gene Ontology annotation, molecular function: methyltransferase activity. Gene Ontology annotation, biological process: rRNA base methylation. The record is from RefSeq and is a predicted model, not a curated record. The coding region runs from base 70 to 1746 and encodes 558 amino acids. The transcript has 13 exons. Lineage: Eukaryota; Viridiplantae; Streptophyta; Pinopsida; Cupressales; Cupressaceae. Gene Ontology annotation, cellular component: nucleolus.